Messenger RNA from Helianthus annuus (common sunflower), 2661 nucleotides. Its product is annotated as nudix hydrolase 3. The record is from RefSeq and is a predicted model, not a curated record. Gene Ontology annotation, molecular function: dipeptidyl-peptidase activity. The coding region runs from base 70 to 2331 and encodes 753 amino acids. The transcript has 22 exons. Gene Ontology annotation, cellular component: cytoplasm. Lineage: Eukaryota; Viridiplantae; Streptophyta; Magnoliopsida; Asterales; Asteraceae.
CUAGAAUUUGUUUAGGAAUAAAAAUAUUGGUGAUGAUAAAAGUUCUCCUCCGUCUACAAACGCAACAAAAUGGUUGAAGAACACUUGGACGUCCUCACCAGUUCCGGUCAGAAAACCGGAAUCUCCAAACCUAGGGGAGCAGUUCAUAGAGAUGGGGAUUAUCAUCGAGCAGUUCAUGUGUGGAUAUUUGCUGAAAGUAGUCAACAACUUCUUCUCCAGAAACGAGCUGAUUCCAAGGAUUCAUGGCCAGGACAAUGGGAUAUCUCUAGUGCCGGUCAUGUAUCUGCAGGGGAUUCUUCUCUCAUCACUGCCAGGAGAGAGCUUCAAGAAGAGCUUGGUCUGACACUCCCAGAAGAUGCCUUUGAGUUGCUAUUUGUUUUCUUGCAACAAAGUGUCACAAAUAACGGCACCUUCUUCAAUAAUGAAUUCGAUGAUGUAUAUCUGGUGACAACAGUAGCCCCUAUUCCUUUGGAGGCUUUUACUCUUCAGGAAUCUGAGGUUUCUGCUGUUAAAUAUAUCUCCGUUGAGGAGUAUAAACAGGCACUCACUAUAAAAGAUCCUCAAUAUGUUCCAAACAGCAUAGAUGGACAAUAUGGUCAACUUUUUGACAUAAUUGCUAAAAGGUACCAAAGUAAUGUGGAAGCACGAUGUUUGGAUAUUCAAAAGAAGAUCAAUCGUUAUGCUCAUAUUACACUUAGUGCCGAGUUGACUGGUCUGACUGAAGAAGACAAGGAAGCUCUGGUUUUAGUCAUUCAUGCUGCACGAUUGAUGGAUAAUAUAUUUCAUCAGCAGGUUUGGUGCAGCAAUCCAUCUCUACGGGACUGGUUAAAGGGGCGUGCUCAAAUUUCUGAAUUCGACAAGUUAAAAUGGAUUUAUUAUUCAAUAAACAAAACUCCAUGGUCUUGUCUUGAUGAAAAUGAAGCGUUUUUGACGACUGCAGACUCGGCCAUUAUAUUAGUCCCUGAAGCCGCAAAACCAAAUGUUGGUUGGAAAGGUGUUGAAUACAAGGCUGCUUUUCCAUUGUGGAAACCACCUGGAGCCAAUUUCUACCCUCCAGACAUGGAUAAAAUGGAAUUUGAGUUGUGGACAAAAGGUGAUGAAAAACAAGAUGCUGCUGGAUUUUUCAGUAUUAUUAAAAGGAACACUGAUUCUGCCAGUGAUCUCUAUAGCGUUCCAUAUUCUCAAGAGUAUUCAUCAUUUCUCACAAGAGCUUCCGAAUUAUUGCAUAAAGCAGGCGAUUUGACAAGUUCACCUAGUUUGAAGAGAUUGCUACAUAGCAAGGCUGAUGCUUUCCUUUCAAAUGACUACUAUGACUCUGAUAUAGCCUGGAUGGAAUUGGACUCUAAGUUGGAUGUUACCAUUGGCCCGUACGAGACGUAUGAAGAUGUACUAUUUGGAUACAAGGCUACGUUUGAGGCAUUUAUUGGAGUUCGGGACGAUAAAGCAACUGCUCAGGUUAAACUAUUUGGGGAUCAUUUGCAGGUUUUGGAGCAAAAUCUUCCAAUGGACUCCAUCUAUAAGUCGUCAGAAGUGAUAUCCGCACCUAUUCGUGUUGUUCAGCUUGUUUAUAAUUCGGGGGAUGUGAAGGGUCCUCAAACUGUUGCAUUCAAUCUUCCAAAUGAUGAACGUAUAGUCAAAGAUCGUGGAACAUCCAUGGUGAUGCUGAAGAAUGUUUCUGAGGCAAAGUUCAAGCUUAUUCUUCAGCCUAUAGUGGAUGUCUGUAUCAUAAAGGAACAGCGGGAAUUGGUUGACUUUGACUCUUUUUUCACUCACACAAUUUGCCAUGAGUGCUGUCAUGGGAUAGGACCACAUACCAUAACACUUCCAAGUGGUCAAAAGUCAACUGUGAGAUUGGAGCUACAAGAACUCCAUUCAGCUAUGGAAGAAGCUAAAGCUGACAUUGUUGGUCUCUGGGCCUUAAAAUUCUUGAUUGAUAAGGGUUUGCUUCCAAAGAGCCUGGUCAAGUCCAUGUAUGUUUCUUUUCUUGCAGGUUGCUUCCGCUCUGUUCGUUUCGGGUUAGAAGAAGCUCAUGGAAAAGGACAAGCACUGCAGUUCAACUGGUUAUAUGAGAAAGGGGCAUUUGUUUUACAUCCUGAUGAAACAUUUUCUGUUGACUUUGACAAGAUUGAAGAUGCAGUGGAGGGUUUAAGUAGGGUUAUACUAACAACACAAGCAAAAGGUGACAAAGAUGCAGCACAACAGCUUCUUGCUAAUUACUGUGUGAUGACAAAACCUUUGAAAGUUGCUUUGGAAAAACUCGAAAUGGUUCAGGUUCCAGUGGAUAUAGCACCCGAGUUUCCCGUUGUUGAUGAAUUGUUUCAGGAGAAGUAGGUUUUGUUGAUGACAUUCUUUCUGAAUGUUGGAACCAUUUUUCAAUAAAAGCCCAAGUGUCACAGCCCAACAUAGCAAAUAAGCCCAAGGUGGAGCCAUGUGGGUUACGUAACUAUGCAGAAGAUUGGAGGAUGCAACGUUAAGUUUUUGACUUUCAAAUGUUUGUUUCAGUGUGCUAUAUAAUAAAGGAAUUAGUGGGAUGACCACAUUCCAAGUAUUCGUAAAAUUAGGACCUUAUUUGUUUCGUUAACGUUAUGAUUGUAACUCCUUAUAAGGAGAGUGUUGCUUGUGAUAAUAAUAUUCAGAAAAUUGCUUCAUCUUUCUCUAUUA